This is a messenger RNA of Plasmopara halstedii, 774 nucleotides long. Its product is annotated as Protein of unknown function DUF1042. Gene Ontology annotation, cellular component: axoneme. Lineage: Eukaryota; Oomycota; Peronosporomycetes; Peronosporales; Peronosporaceae. The transcript has 4 exons. Gene Ontology annotation, molecular function: microtubule binding. The record is from RefSeq and is a predicted model, not a curated record. Bases 1 to 774 code for a protein of 257 amino acids. Gene Ontology annotation, biological process: regulation of cytoskeleton organization.
AUGAUGGAUCUACCUUUGGAUGACGAGACGUUGCAGCGUGUCGAUGGGAUAUUAGCAGCGGAAGUGGUUGCUUAUUACUUUCCAAAGCUCGUGCAGAUGCACAACUACAGCGCUGCUAACUCAGUCAAGCAAAAACAAUACAACUGGAACACUCUUAAUGGAAAAGUGUUUAGAAGACUUCACAUCUCUCUGUCAAAGUUAGAUAUUGAUGACCUUGUGCAGUGCCGAUCCGGCGCAAUUGAACACUUACUCGUAAAACUUCAGAUUAAAAUUGCCAAUCACGACAAAAAGCAGCCAUCGUCUUUGCCAUUGCCUCAAGCAACACGUGAAAACAAUGAUAAUGCAGAUGAUACAAGCAGUGUCAUCUCGGGAAACACAGCAAUUGCUGGCACGAUAAUUAAUAGUAGUCCAGUGGGUGGAUGCACGCGUGCAAGGCAAUCUCCGGUAGAUAAGCUCGGCGACUUGCGUGGCGAUUUGCUUGCGUCUACGUCCGAGUUGCCGAUGCAGGCUGAGGAGACAAAUAGAUUUACAGAGAUACCAGUAGCGCCUGUGGCUUCCAUCGAUUUAAGUGCAAAAGUUAUCAUGCCAAGCAAUGAAACUUUGAAGAUCGAUUUUCUUCAACAAGAGCUGCUGGAGAGGGACAGAGUUACUGUAGAACUUCGAGAGACUGUUCAAAUACUUAAGAUGAAGGUGCAAAAACUUGAGCAAUUAGUCCGACUGAAAGAUGGCAAAAUUCAAACGCUCGUGGCGAAAUUGCGCUCCCAGAAAUCCUAG